AGAGCGUCAAUAGGGUUUCGUUGCCAAGGAGAAGCAAGUUAGGAUGAGCGCGCAAGACAGGAAGUGUUGAUUUCUUCCAAGAUCAGAUGAACCGUUUUAAGCGACGCCACUUGACCAACGCCGACUGCAGAGCUUUGAUCCAGAGCAGGGAAGGCAUCUCUCCCUUGACGCAACCUUUUAGCCAAAGGCCAAGAAGCAGCCAAGAUCCGAACAGAGGCCUCUAUCCCAAUUGCCGGAGCAAGAAGCAUCCCAAAGGAGCAGGUCAGUACCGUCUCAUCACCGACUACUUCCGCAAGAAGCCUCACCCCUCGCGAUGCUCAGGUAACAUGUCAGUGAGCAACAAAAUCAAAACAGAGGAAACCACGGAUCCCCCCUUAUCUACAGAUGAGGAUUCAUGCUCCCUUUUGGAAGACUACGAGUCAGUUCCUAGCACAUGCCCACAGGCUUCCCACAAUAGUGACCAAUGGGAACAGGAUGAUGAUAAAUCCAUGCUGGAGGGGCUUCUUGAGUGCCCUCUGGGCGAUGGAAGUGUCAAGCGGGAAGUUGAUGACACAGAGGUCAACCUGCUUCCGGACGUGUGUUUUGAGCUCUUAAGGACUGCAUCUUGGGAAGUGCCACAAGGAAGCAUCAAUCACAUGUCGGCAAGUAACAGAAUCAAAACAGAGGAAACUGCGGACCCCCCCUUGGCUACAGAUGAGGAUUCCUGCUCGCUUUUGGAAGGCUGCGAGGAGCCAGUGGUUCCUAGCAAACGCGCACGGAUUUCCCUCUAUGGUGACCAGUGGGAACAAGAUGAUGAUAAAUCAUUGCUGGAGGGGCUUCUUGAGUGCCCUCUGGGUGAUGGAAGUGUCGAGCAGAAAGUUGACAACACAGAGAUUGACCCGCUUCCGGACGCAUGUUUUGGGCUCUUGGGGACCGCAUCUUGGGAUGUGCCGCAAGGAAGCAUCGAUCAGCUGCCGGACGAAGUCCUCCAGGAGAUCUUUGCCCUUGUUCCAGCCACUGAUCUCUUCCAGAGCCUCAGCCUGGUGUGCCAACGUUGGUGGCGGAUCAUUGCUGACCAUCAAUUCAUUCCGUGGAAAAAGCUGUACCAUCAGUACCUGAAGGCUCAACCCGAAGCGCUGUUGACCGUCAAAGCAAUUCUGCAGCGGUACCACCUGAGCAAGGAGCAGGACGAGUGUAUGCUGGGAUUCAUCCGAUGCAUUGCUUCCAUCAAACCGUAUCGUUGCAGGGACCCGGAGGCCAUUCUGGAAUGCUUGAAAAACCACUCUCUUUUCCCCAAAGCAGACAUCUGCAUUGCGAACAGGCUUCCUGACCUGCAGGACUCCAAGCCUGAAGCACCCUAUUCUUGGGCGGUGAUGUCCGCCAUCGUGCUCCUCUCUGGAAGUGUCUGUGACAUCCAGGAACUGGUGGCUUGUCUUCGGAGACCCAGCUCCACCUUGUCCUCCAUUGAUAUCAUGGAGGCUCUCUAUUGCAUGGGUACCCUACUCUACGCCAUGCGGGAGAGUGACAUCCGCGUUAGUAACAGGAUUCACUACAAUAUUUUUUACUGCCUUUAUCUCUUGGAAAAUUCAAACGGGGUCCCCGUUCUCGCUGUGCCAGAAGCAGCCAGUUCCAGCUACGGAAGAGGCUUUCAGAACAGUAGUCGUCCUGCUCUUCAGCCCACCUGUGAACAGCAGCAGAUCAUAAACCACGCAAUUGCCCCAAAGCAGGUUGUGAAGAUCAUGGCUUUUGCAGGCACCGGGAAGACUUCCACGCUGGUCAAGUACGCAGAGAAGUGGUCCAACCUGAGGUUCCUGUACCUGGCCUUCAACAAGACCAUUGCAGAGCAGGGCACCCGGGCCUUCCCUCCCAACGUGACCAGCAAAACAAUCCACUCUCUGGCUUUUGCACAAGUUGGCAAGAAUUACAGCCAGCAGCGCAAGCUCAACGCGGGCUCCUUGUCCUCCUACUGGGUCAGCUUCGUCCUCCAGAACCGCCAGGGCCAGUCCCCGUUCAUUCGGGCCAAGGGGGUCGUGCAGACCCUUGGGAAGUUCUUUGCUUCCGCAGACGAGGCCAUCUCCUUGGAGCACACGCCCAUCUGGCGCAAGAACAACCAGGGAGAAAAGGUCCUGCUGGAGCCAGAAGAGAAGCAGAUCAUUAUCAGCGAAGCAAACCAGAUAUGGACGAAUAUGAAAAGGUUGAGCCCGACCAGGGAAAUGGCAUACAAGAUGAUUCAUGAUGGAUACUUGAAGUUGUGGCAGCUUCAGAAGCCUUUGCUGUCUGACUAUGAUGCCAUCCUUGUGGAUGAGGCUCAGGAUUGCACACCAGCCGUUAUGGACAUUGUCCUUUCCCAGCCGUGUGGGGUCAUCUUGGUCGGGGACCCCCACCAGCAGAUCUACAGUUUCCGGGGCGCCGUCAACGCCAUGUCCGAAGUGCCACACACCCACAUCUACUACCUCACCCAGAGUUUCCGGUUCGGCGCAGAAAUAGCGUAUGUCGGGGCUACCAUUCUGGACGUCUGCAAGAAAAUUCGGAAUAAAACGCUGGUCGGCGGCAGCCAGGAAGGCGAUGUCAGCGGGGUCGGUGUGACGGGGAAGGUGGCCCGCUUGUCCAGGAACAACCAGACCAUCUUUGAGGAUGCUGUGAACAUGACGGAAGGAGAGUCACCCGCGAAAAUAUACUUUUUGGGAGGGCUUAAUGCUUUUGGGCUGGAGAAGAUCCACGAUGUCUGGAAACUCCUUCACCCAGAAUUGGGGCUGGAGGUGAAGGACUCCUUCCUCCGGAGGUGGGUCCAGAAGGGCUUCUCUGCCCUCAAGGACUACAUGGUCAAGUCGGAGGACAAGCAGCUGGAGAUGAAGAUCGCCAUCGUGGAGAAAUACCGGGACCGCAUCCCGGAGCUGCUGCAGAGGAUCACACGGCAUCAUACCUCCCAUUCCGAGAUGGCAGAUUAUGUCCUGGGAACGGUCCAUAAGUCCAAAGGCUUGGAAUUUGACGUUGUCCAAGUAGCGAAUGACUUUGUGACCAUCCCUCUUGCCUGGCACAAUCUCUUGAGGCUGCCCAUGUUCCGCAUUGACACCGUCCCCGCUGACGAAUGGAAUCUGCUCUACGUCGCCGUCACCCGUGCCAAAAAACGCCUCGUCCUGCCCAAAUUCCUAAGCCAUCUCUUGACAAUGGCUGGGGAGUACUUUUUGCGGCCUGAAUUGACAAGUGAUGUCUGCAAAGACGGGCAGGUCAAAUGCUCUGUGCGGGGCUGCCUCAAUGACAUCCCUCCAGAAUCGCUUCUGACCAUGAGGAAAAUGCCCUUUGUUUAUAGCGAUGGCACCGCAGACCCAGAGAGCCUCCUCUGCCACGCCUGCCUGGGGCACCGCCUGGGCCCGCUGGCUUGGCUGACCGUUGCUCCCAAUGUGGUGGAAGCCUUGAACCCUGCUGAAGAAGCCAUUGAGAUCCCGCAGAUGGUACAGAUCCUCUUUGAAUGGAUCUGAACGGGAGAUGGACCCACCCCCCACCAUGAGUAGAGCUCAUAUACAAAUGCAAGCAAAUCUAAUGAGAAAAAACAUUUUGUUGUUGUUACAACGCUCUGCUCCUGGAGAACAUGGUUGCUACGGUCCAGCGAGAGAGAAGAGCCAGAGGAGACCCAUCCGGAGAGCAUCGUUCAUGAAUCGGCACACCUCUUUGCAGUGUUUGGAUGGAUAAAAGUAUUCUUCGGCCUCCCAACUUUCCCAAAAUUAUGCUCGUCCAGGUCUUCCGUUUAUGUCUGGUGAACCAUUUUGGAGCAGCCGGCUUCCUUUUCCCAGUCCCCCCCUUGAGCUGGAUUCAUAGGGGAUGCUUCUGCUGGGACAACAUCACUGUCUUCCUCAUCCAUCCAAAAAGUGUGUUGGAGGAUUUCUUGACUUGGAAACGAAGCCAAAAACAUUCCUCUUAACAUUUGGAGAACAAGCAGAACUGUCAAGUAGGAACGUUGGCUUCUGAAGCUCUAUUCCGGUAUCUUUCGCCUUUGUUGUCAAGUAGGAACUCGUUGGCUUCUGAAGCUCCAUCCUGGUAUCCUUUGCCUUUGUUUUGGGAGAGAAUGCAGAUCUGCAGCCAUGGAAAGCUUUGCCUGGAAAAGGAAGAUUUAAGGGAGAGAUGCCCCUGAUUCAAGGAGGAGAGAGAUUCGCCAUCAGCAAAACUCAGUGUAAUGGGCUUCUCUAAGGUUUAAUAAUAAUAAUAAUAAUAAAACUUUAUUUAUACCCCGCCACCAUCUCCCCGUGGGGACUCGGGGCGGCUCACAACGUUACGAAAGUAACAGCAUUAAACAAUAUACAAAGUUUAAAACACAAAUACAUUAAACAUUUGUAUGUUUGUAUUAUCUCUUGUAUUAUGUCCUGUGGAUGGAACUGGAUGGUGGAUUGUAGGAACUGGAUCGAAGCAGAGACCGACCUGCCACUCAGCUCAGACUGUUACGGUUUCAAGUGACGAUGUCUGGCGAGAUCUGUGUGGACGAAGGGUAAUGGCUUGUUGUUCCAAGUGCCUCUUCUAAACACUGUCUCCGGCUUUUUGACAAGUGGUUCUUGGACAUUCUGCUUUUUCAACAGAGCUGAAUUAUAGCCAUGUCUUGCACUUUGGAUCCUUGGUUUGCUCUUUUGACCACAGCUUCUGCUUUAUGGCAUGCUGUGGUUUUUCAUUCAUUGAGUCCAGUGCCAUCUCGUCUUGACUUUCCAAGCAUGUUUCCACUUUCCAUCCAAUACGAAAUACAAUUUUGAAUCAGGCAUGGGCCAACUUCGGCCCUCCCUCCAGGUGUUUCGGACUUCCAAAACACCUAGAGAGCCAAAGUUGGCCCAUGCCUGGUGUAGAAUUUCCAUGUUUUUCUGCAGUUUGGUGUUCUCACUUGUACGCAGCUCGUGCCAUUCUUUAAAGCAUUACAAUUCCAUUUUUUAACAGCCAUCUUUCAAUAUAUGUGGAACCCUUGCUUCUCUGGUUGAGUGAGUUUGGAUGCGUGGAUGUGUGUGUGUACAAACAUACGCACAUACUUCUUUCAGCCUCAUCCACGCAUUUUCAAUUCAUGAGACAUGGUGCAUAGUGAUUUUUUUUAAAAAAUAAACUUUUUAAUAUAUAUUUUCAGGGGAAAGUGGGUGGUUUUUUCCAACUGUUGCAUCUAAAGAACAAUGGAAAGGAGGAAACUGUGUCUAGACAAGGUCACUUGGUACAAUCCAGACACAGAUAAAAAUCAAUUUCUAUUGCACUUACAUUUCUUACUAAACACUUCUUUAUUCUACUAAAGCAAGCAUGGGCAAACUUUGGCCCUCCGGGUGUUUUGGACUUCAACUCCCACAAUUCCUAACAGCCGGUAGGCUGUUAGGAAUUGUGGGAGUUGAAAUCCAAAACACCCGGAGGGCCGAAGUUUGCCCAUGCCUGUAAUGAACUCAUUUCCUGUUACUCAUGAAAGGUAUUUGUAGUCGUUUAACAAUAAAUUGUGUGUCUUUUUUUUAAACUUCAGAAUUAUAUUUGUAAAUCCAAAACCUCAUUGUUUUUCCAGGUGGGUUCUCCGAGAUGUGUAUUUUGAUAUAAACACAAUUUUGCUGCCUGUGGAUCUCACUUGUGACUUGAAGUACAUCGGAGCAGUUUUCUUUUUUAGGACUGGAUUAUAUGAGGCCCCUUCUACACAGUUGUAUAAAAUCCUCACUGAACUGGAUUAUAUGGCAGUGUGGACUCAAGAUAAUCCAGUUUAAAGCAGAUACAGUGGAUUAUCUGCCUUGGCAUUCUGGGUUAUAUAGGUGUGUGAAAUGGCCUUGAGUCUACACUGCCAUAUAAUCCUGUUCAAAUCAGAUAAUCUGUAUUUUAUAGGCAGUGUGGAAGAGGCCUGAGUGAAGAAGCCCUGAGCUCCAUUGUUGUUGAGUGGGGUUGCUAGGAGAUGAAGUGGGAAUACCCUUCUAACUGGCAUUUAGUGGGGGGAAACGGCUUUUCCUCGUCCUCUAAUUGGGACUUUGUUUUUCUAGGUUUUUUUGUUUGAAAUACAUAUUUUGAAUGACUA
This is a messenger RNA of Anolis carolinensis (green anole), 5983 nucleotides long. It is a transcript of the gene fbh1, whose product is annotated as F-box DNA helicase 1. Gene Ontology annotation, molecular function: protein binding; DNA binding; hydrolase activity. NCBI's taxonomy places the organism in Eukaryota, Metazoa, Chordata, Lepidosauria, Squamata, Anolidae. Gene Ontology annotation, biological process: replication fork processing; double-strand break repair via homologous recombination. The record is from RefSeq and is a predicted model, not a curated record. Gene Ontology annotation, cellular component: nucleus. The transcript is spliced from 21 exons. Bases 87 to 3458 code for a protein of 1123 amino acids.